Messenger RNA from Quercus lobata, 899 nucleotides. It is a transcript of the gene NDHU, whose product is annotated as Chaperone DnaJ-domain superfamily protein. Gene Ontology annotation, cellular component: chloroplast; chloroplast thylakoid membrane; NAD(P)H dehydrogenase complex (plastoquinone). The coding region runs from base 95 to 742 and encodes 215 amino acids. The record is from RefSeq and is a predicted model, not a curated record. Lineage: Eukaryota; Viridiplantae; Streptophyta; Magnoliopsida; Fagales; Fagaceae. The transcript has 5 exons.
AAGACCUUGCCUUAUCUUCUCCUAGAAUAGCAACCAAACAAACGAAGUCCAGAAAAAGAUCCAGGAGAUAACAGAAAACGGUCACCCCAGCCAAAUGGCUGUGUCAUCCACCACCGCAACAGUGUACAUUUCCCGAAAAGAUUUCCUGACUCAGACGCCAAUAAGCGGUGCCAUUUUCACAAAUUCCAUAGCUUUUGCAACCAAGCCACGCAGAUUUCACAUUAGAAGCUCGAGUGAAGUACCCGCCGAGACUGUUGCAACAGAGGCAGAUUCAGAAAGUUCCAUUGAAGCUCCAAAAGAACCUCCAUCCUUGAUUUCUGCUCUUAACGUCGAAAGAGCUUUUCGUGGCAUACCAAUAACAGAUGUGGAUCACUAUGGUCUACUUGGAUUACAACGUGGAUGUUCUCUUGAGCAGGUUCAAGUUGCUUACAGAAGCAAAGUUGAAGAACUGACGGAACAGGAAUUAGAUGAAGAAGAACUCAACAAGAAAGUGGAACUUCUAAAAGAAUCAUACACAAUUUUGUCAACUGAGGAAGAGAGAAGGCUGUACGAUUGGAGCUUGACUAGAAGUGAAAAUCCAAACAGAUAUGCUUGGCCCUAUGAGGUUGAUGAAACACCAGCUACUAAAGACCCUCCUCCACCGCAGGAACCAGAGGAUGUGGGACCAACAAGAUUGGUGGGAUACUUCAUGUUAGGGUGGUUCAUAUUGUCAGUCAUACUAUCUAUUGGCCUUAAUCGAUAGAUCAUGAAUGUCGCAUGGGAGAAGCAUUUAUUUCAGUUCGGAGGAGGAAAAAAGAAAAGGGGCAUAAAAAUGCUUGAAGCCCCUCAAGAUUAUUAUUAGUAUAAGGUUUCUUGUUGAAAAACAAUUUUAUAUGCAUAUGAAAAGGCAUUUUUCUAGA